UGCAUGGACAUGCAGCAGGUGUAGGAGACGGGAGCGAGGUGGUCUUCUUCUUCUUCCUCCUGGCUAUGGCGAUGGAGGUGAGAGAGCGGCGAUGGUGACAGGGACAGAUUGGAUUCGAGGAGGACGGUCGGAUUUUCGUCAGGGAGAGAAACUCGAGCUUGUGGCUAUGGCGGCGGCGCCGCUGAGGAGUGCCACGUGGACUGUGGAUGGCCGAUUGACGUCAAAGAAGGUGAUGGCUAUGACCAGCUCAGAGACCGGAACGAAGAAGGCUGCCGUGCCUCUCCCUUCAAAGACCAGAUCAGGGUCCUCAUCCCAAACAGGUCAGCGCCCCCGGCGGCCACGUCAUCCUGCAGAGGGCAUUGGUCGCAGCAGGGAGGAUUCAGUACACCGACGACUGAAGGCCUUUCACGAAGGACGGACUGGUCCGCCUCUGCGAAUCAUUCCGAUUGGCGGAUUGGGCGAGAUCGGGAUGAACUGCAUGCUCAUUGGGCACUACGACCGGUACAUCAUGGUGGACGCGGGGCUCAUGUUCCCAGAUUUUGAUGAGCUGGGCAUCCAGCGUGUUUUGCCGGAUACUUCUUUCAUUCACCGGUGGAGAGACAAGAUAGAGGCGGUUGUCAUUACUCAUGGCCACGAAGACCAUAUCGGCGCCUUGCCUUGGGUGGUUCCUGCGCUGGACCCCAGCACGCCAAUUUUUGCGACCGGAUUCACCAUGCAGAUUGACGAGUCACCGGUGGACGGUCAGGUGUUCGAUCGUGUUGGCCUCGAACAAAUCGGCAAGGAAGGUGUCACAUUGAUGAUGAGUGAUUCUACAAAUGUGCUUUCGCCAGGACGGACGACGAGUGAGAAAGAUGUCGCGGAUGCGUUGAUGCGGCGAGUGCUUGCCGCAAAAGGACGUGUCAUUCAUACCCAAUUUGCAUCGAAUGUCCAUCGUCUAGGCAGCAUCAAGGCAGCAGCUGAUGCGUCAGGCCGCAAGAUGUGUUUCAUUGGACUUUCAUUGAAGACGUACCUUGAAGCUGCUCAUAAGGAUGGCCAGGCCCCAUUCGAUCCGUCUAUUCUGGUGAAUGCAGCAGACAUAGACUCUUAUGCUCCCCAUGAGAUACUGAUCGCAACUACUGGCUCACAGGCUGAACCGCGAGCAGUUCUGAACUUGGCUUCAUUUGGUGGGAGUAAACAUUUGAAAUUGACAAAAGAUGACCUAGUACUCUAUUCAGCAAAGAUGAUUCCUGGAAAUGAGACACGAGUGGUAAGGAUGAUGAACAGAAUAACAGAACUAGGUUCGGAAGUGAUCUGGGGUCGUGGAGAGAAUCUGCACACAUCUGGCCAUGCUUACCGAGGCGAGCAGGAGGAGGUGAUUAAGCUGCUGAAGCCUCAACACUUUUUGCCAGUCCAUGGAGAAUUUGCCUUCCUGAAGGAGCAUGAGAAGCUGGCCCAGUCCAUCGGUGUGCGCCAUACGACAGUGAUCAAGAAUGGCGAAAUGCUGGGGGUCUCCCCCUUGCGAAACGCUAGGGUGCAUAGCAAUGGUUUCUCACUUCUUGGCAAGGAGAAAUUGACGACAAUGUACAAUGAUGGGGAUAAAGGCUUCGGGUCGUCAGUAGAUCUCGCAGUAGAGGAGCGGAUGCACAUUGCAGUGGAAGGGAUCGUGAUCGCUAGUGUGGAAAUUUACCGUGGCGAUGAUCAUCUGGAGGAGGAGGAGGAGGAGCUUGACGGCGGUUGGGAGGAAAUUGGGCCUCGGGGGGGGAUAGGGGGGGUCGAUGAUGGGGGGAUGGGUGAGGGCGAAGGCGAUGUCGCUCCCGAACAUGAGGUCCGAAGGGGUUUACGGGGGAGGGUGCGAAUUACAACGCGCUGCAUGUGGGUGGACGGAGGCAGGCUCCUCGAGCGGAUACAUACGGAAGCCGUCAAGGUUCUUCGCUCAAGUGAUCGAAAUACAUCGCUAUCGGCAGUCGAGCGAGAUAUUUCGUCCGCGAUCAGGAAAGUUUGUCGUAAAUAUAACAACAAGCGACCAGAAGUUGUUGUUAUAGCAACAGAAAGUGCGAAUGAUCCGAAUUAUGGUCGUAGGUAGCGACUCCGGAGGGAGUUUGGAAUGGCAAUUGGAGGAGGAGGAGGAGGAGGGGGGGUGUUGGAAAAGGAGGGGUGGUAAAGGGAGGCACAGCUAGCUAGCUGUUUUUCUUUCUAUCUUUCCGAUUUUGAAAACUUUGUUUCCGCAACUUUCCGGUUAUAACCUUUUUGAUUAGAGGGCCAAAAGCAAGAAAUUGAAGCCUCUUCAGUUAUCAAAUCUGUGCAAGGGCAUCAGAUUGUGGGUGGGUGCCAUAGCUUGCCCUUAGGCUUACCUUUUUUUCGACACAAAAACCGUAUAGACAUGGAUUUAUCGAUGGAAGUCCAUGUUCUGUAUGCAUGACUAUUUGUUGAGAACAACAACAACUGACAACUUCAAGAAUUCCGAAUCUUCUGGGACGAGAAGGACGACGAGGCCUUGCUCCCGGCCUACAAAAGACAAAAGCAUAGAAUACACAUUCCUUCUUCGAAUGGAGAGAUGAAUGUGCUGUCGGGUUGCAUUCGCACUAGGACUUUCUGGACUGAUCUCUGGACAUAAUUGCUGUCAGAUGCAUGCCGGACAGACCAUUAUUGCGGUCGGAUGCAUCCAGAAAUUCCCGGUGUGAGGUGCUAUCAAUCGCCGUGCGAAAGCGAAGAGAGACGAGGAGAUUGUCCAGUUUUAUCACAAGGUGUGGUAGAGGGGUAGAGGGUGAGUGGGGUGUUAGGUGGGGGGGAAGGGAGGAGGAGGGGGAGGGGGAAGUGGGAAGGGAGGGGGGGAUGGAAAGGACAGGUGCUUCUGCCGAGGAAUGCUGGAGGCCCACGGGACAGUAGAAGGACGACAGAACGUGAGGCCAGUUCUGCGGUGCACGCGAUGAGGCAACCUUGUAUUGAGGUGGAGGGGCUUUUUGUGUGUGUGUUGGGAGGUGGGAAGGGGGAGUGGGGAGGGGGGAGGGGGGAGUGGGGAGGGGGAGGGCCACGGAGCAUCAUCAAAGGGUGUGCUAGGAGCCACUGGAUAGCAGAGAGAUGUUCUGUGGUCAAGAAGGAGGAGGAGGUGAGCUUGCAUUUAGCUGAUGCAAGUCGGGAAAAAGAAGAAGAAGAAGAAGAAAUGACUGGAGGUCCAUAACAGCAGGAGGGUGAGGGGCGGGAGGAGGGGCAGGCGAGGUGGGUGUGUGCGGGAGCGGGGUGGGCUUGCCUCUCUAUGAAAUGAUUUGAGGCAACCUUCUUCCACCGAGUACGUCGUACGGUCAUUCUUUGAGCUGUAUUUGGUGUAUCUUUGAGUCUAAAUACAGCGAGCAUGACCGUCCGUUGUAUUCGGGGGACGAAGGUAGUGGAGAGUAUGAGGAUGGCAAGAUGUGAUGCCAGUUCUGUGGUUGACACAUUUAGAGAUGUAUCUGUAUUUGGUGUAUCUUUGAGUAUAAAUGCAGGUAUCUUUGAGUUAACCUUGCGUUGAGGGGAUGCGGGUGGAAAGUAAACAGAAACGGAUGGAGUGCUUCGCAAUGCGAGGGGGAGGGGUGGGAGGACAGACCAAGAAUAGCAGUCGGUAUAGGGACUCGUCCUGCAUUCAGUGAUCGGGUCACAGUUCCUGAACCAGGAUUGGACCAGCCUUGGACCAGGAUUGGACAAGAAUUGGACUAGAAUCGGACCAGUGGAAAAGCAACCCAUGUCCAGGCGCAAGCUGCAUGUGGCAACAGGUAUCGAGCAACUGUGUGUCGGUGAUUAUGUGGCAGGCUGCGACACCAAGGAUCAGAAGAUGCAUCCUUUGUCGAGGCCACAGGUCCAUCGGGAUCUGCAGCGGGGCAAGUAGUAGAGCGGGGGUGGACAGCUUGGUAGGGCAGUUGGCGUUUCCCCUCAAGAGCACAGGGACCAACCCGCCUCAUCUCAGGGUUAACGGCUGAGAGCAUCUCUCACCGCAUGUCUGGAGUAGUUUGAUAAAGUGUGCCAGGAUAAGCUUGGCUCAGACAUGGGGGGCACUGAAAGCCCAGAUGUCCAGGCAGAGCAGUUGACAGGCAGGAGAUGAGGUGGGACCACAUGUGGGCCCAUUGUGGCUCCUGUGCAUGUGGGUCCAAUGGUGUCCAAAAGGGGCCCGAGAUAGGUCCAAUAUGCUGCAUGUGCAUGUGGGCAGACACGCCACUGGUUUGCCGGUGGAGUUGGCAGAUUGUUCCAGACUCCAGGGAGCACGUGGUCGGGGACUGGGGACCUGGAAGUCCUGGACCAUGGUUCCUGGACCAUGGCACCGGCGUUAUGGUGCAUGGAUCCUGGGACCUGGACCAUGGCACCGGGGCUAUGGCACGUGGAUCGUGGGACCAUAGUUCCUGGUUCCUGGUUUGUUUUUGGAUAGCUGCCUAGACAUGACAGUGAAGUGCAUGGUACCUCGGCAUGGGUCCAGUGGUCCAUCUCAAGGUACACAAAUGCACCCCUUGAGAUUCAGGUGCGCCUGUGAUCUAGGGGCAGUGGACCAUCUCAAGGUACACAAAUGCACCCCUCGAGAUUUAGGUGCGCCUGUGAUCUAGGGGCAGUGGACCAUUGGUCCAGUUUCAGUGGUCCAGGAAUACUUGAUACUGUCGGGGGGUUAACUUGAGCCCUCACCCCCCCAUUCGUCCAAAGUGGUUCGCGGCAGCUGGUAUAGUUGGAGAGGCAGGGCAGUUGCAGUCGGUAAUUGGCUGCACUUUCGGGCUAAAAGGUACCGGCAUCUACGAUGGACCGUCGAUCAGAGAGGGAUUGCCCAGGUCGACCCAGAUGCGCCGGUGGUUAAGGCAUACUGAUGUGUCGAUCUCUUGCGGGACAUUGUCCGGGCCCAUUGUCCGGACGCAAGUAUUGACAUCGAUCGGUAUGUAAGGUGAGGUUAUGCCCCAGCCACCGCGGUCCUAGCACUGUUGUCCUAUGAGCGUCUGUCAUCCUCCUAGCUCCAUGGUGACUGUGUGCUCCCACUACUAGUACCACUAGCGCUGGGUCCACAACACUGGUGACCCUGUGGUCCUACCACAGGUAGCACUGUGGUCCUGGUACGAUGAUCAACAGGGUCGGAUUGUCAGUGCGCUUGAAUUUUACAGACUGUCGUUCGGGCUGUUGACAAGGAGGCUAUUUGAUUCUCUGUUAGUUAGUUAAGGGCAAGCAAGUGUGUGUGGGGGGGGGNGGACGAGGAGGAGGAGGAGGGGGAGCUCCAAUCUGAUCUUCAUAGUGAGGAAUGGGAAGUCCGUACCAGGUCUUUGUCCAGAGCAUUUUUCUUGCGAAGAAGAUAUUUCAACAAAUCCAACCCUUUGAA
Messenger RNA from Chara braunii, 5296 nucleotides. Lineage: Eukaryota; Viridiplantae; Streptophyta; Charophyceae; Charales; Characeae. The record is from the annotation of a GenBank genome assembly.